CCGGAAAGUGGUGUGCGCCUCUGUGACGCACUUAGUGCCACGCUGGCAGUUCAAUUGACAAUUGCGGGAUUCGUGUAGCGUGUGUUCGACGCAUCCUCGUGUGAAAAACAACAACAAACGGUUAUCCGAGGAGCUGGUGAAUCGUAUUCUUCUAAAGUUCCUUAACGUUAGACGUGCGGUCUAAGCGAGUGGCUCGAAAGUGGCACGUUAGAAAAAUGUUCGUACGAAGAACGUACAAGCUUUCAGACUCUCGCUCUUUCCUUCUGUGUCCCUCUCUUGCUCUCCCGAUGCAGUAAAAUCUUCAGGGUGGGGCGAAGAGGCCAAACGUCCGUCCGUCUGUCCGUGACGGGCUCUUUUGCUCCGUUAGUCGGCUGGUGUGUUGUAUCGCGUCGAGGUGCAACGUCGGUGCAGUGCACAGUGUUUUUGAUGGGAGAAUAACGCGGUGCAUACCACAGGCACACGCAUACACACCGAUAUACGACUCGUCACAGUGUUUGCGUUAAUCAACGAGAAUCGAGAUGUCGUCGGACAUGAAUCUGAUGGAUUUCCUAUUCCCGCGGGAGGAUGCGUUCUUGAAAGGCGAUAUUAAGGACGAGCCUUUCAUAGAUCAGACCUACAACGACGACGCCAUCGCAGCGGAAGAAUGGCCGACGAACACGGACGACUUCCUCGACUCGAUCUUCAAACUGGAGGAUAAUCAGUUCAGUUUGAUCGACAAUGAUUUAGAAACAAUUCCGUCCUCCUCGUCGGACAGCGGACUCUCCAGUGCUCUCAGUUUGUCCUGUGAACAACAGUUGAGUCCUCUGUUGCCGAUCGAGGAGGAUCAGGUGGAAAUAAGCAACUCCGAGAUGAGCAGCCCUCAGAAUAUCAUGGACUUCGAGUCUUUAGGCAGCCCAAAUCAAUCUAUGGACAGUCCGGUGAGAUCGGUCAUCAGCUCUAACAUCGAUUCGCCCGGAGCUGGAGAUGUUGCCGAAGAAAUGGACGUCGAGCACACUCUCGUAGCGGUUGUGAACCCGAAUAACACGCUCGCGGAUGGGAACGCUAUUGUAACGGAGCAACCGGUUGUCGAUAUAGUAGACAAAACACCGAAGCAACAGAUACACGUUGCAUCGCAGGAAAGCAACACGAUAAACGUUCGCAAUAUCACGUGCAAUGGGAAAAGAAAUAGUAUCAGACAGUUGAUACGCGUCACGCCGAUGGGUUCCGGAAACCCGAGGUCCAUUUUACUGCCGGUUAGUCUGAAAGAUAUGAAGGAAGUGAGGACUAUCAAAAUCAUCAACGCGUCGCAAGCGAGGAAUUUGAAAGGGUUCAAAAUCAAUCAGGCUAAUAUAAUUAAUAAACCAGUUCAGAUGACCAUUAAACAAGAGGAUUCGAGCAGCGAGAAAGGUUGCAACUCGAGCGACGAGGUUUCAGAGACCGAUUCCCCGUACCCGAGGCUAAAACUGAACGCAGAAGAGAAACGUUUGCUGCAAAAAGAAGGAAUUACCCUGCCGACUCAUUAUCCGCUGACAAAGUACGAGGAACGGGAAUUGAAGAGGAUCAGACGCAAGAUUCGCAACAAAAUAUCCGCCCAGGAUUCGCGGAAGAGGAAAAAGGAGUACGUGGACGGGUUGGAGGAUCGGGUGAAGCAAUGCACCGAGGAGAACAUGACGCUGUUGAAACGCAUCAAGGCGCUUCAAUUGCAGAAUCAGAGUCUGGCCGGGCAACUGAAACGGCUUCAGGCACUGUUGCAAAAGGGCAACAAGAGCGCCCAGCCAGCCACUUGUCUGAUGGUCUUGUUGCUCUCAUUGGCCCUCGUUGCUGUACCGAAUCUGCGGCCCCACUCGAAUACCAACAACGAACUCUCGCAGGAACAGGAACAGCCUGAAAAGAUGCCACCGUUAGCAGGACGUUCUCGAACAUUGCUGUACACGAAACAGCUGAUGGACGAGGAGCUGCAGCAAUACAGCGAGGAAUUGCUGCAGGAAGUGGAGGGACUUCUGGAUCACGAUUACAGCCCCGCGAUCCAGCCACCCCUCUACAAACGUCCUCGCAUGGACAUGGAACCGGCGCCGAAAUGCGUCUCGUCUUCGGAUCACGUUGGCGGUACGCUCUGCGGACGACAGGAAAUCAGUAUGUCGAAUACGGCUAGAAAGUACAUUGAACCACCAUUGGAUGACGUCUGGCCACCACCUAACCCAGGCGGACAGCAGAAGGUGGUCGAUAAACUCGGAGCGCUAACGAACGAGCUGAAGAUCAACAUCUCCGAUUCCGAGGGCACGAGAACGGUCCUCGUGAAGGUGCCCCAAGAACAAUAGGCAAUCAUUUCUAUCAUUUUUCUAACCCUUUGCGAGAUUUCAAAAAUUUUCUAAACAUGUCCUUUUGAAAUAAAAUAGAAAACGUGCACUGCUCGGAGUGAUUCCACAGAAAUGUAAUUAGUAUCUUAAAAAUGCAGUAAUUACACUGUUCUACGUAGUGAAUAGAAAAAGUUAGGAUAAUUAAAAUAUUAUUUUCCAUCGCUUCGAGCAGCAGAUUGCAAAGGGUUAAUCAGUGAUAAAAGUAAGCAAAUAUGCAUACUUUUUCGUACAGUUUUCUGCGUGAAUAUUUUAUCGAAAUUGCUGAGAAUUCGACUACCUUCUUGUAAUAGCCAUCGAGAUAAGGUUGAAGAUUUUUCUCGACGAAUCUUAAUAACGUUAAGUGUCUAGUUUCUUUGUUCUUUCUUUUCGUAGAAGAAAAAAAAACGCACGGGUAUCUGUGUUUCGUUUCUACCCUCGUGUGUUUUGCGUUGAGACAUCGAAGAUUAAUCGCGCUCUUACUUAUCGCGUUGCAAUUUCACGAGUUUGAUUUAUCACCAAUCCUUUCGUCUGUUAGUCAAAUGCAUCGAUCGUUUUUUAGGUAAUUUUUCAAAAUAUUUUUAUCGAUUCAACGACAUUUAACGUUUAUCUAUUUAUAAGGAGAAUUUAUUACGAGAGUUUUACAAUUAUUAUUGCUGUUGCCGAUGGUAAGAGAUAUUUGUAAAUAGUCACGAUACGAAUCGUAAAAAAAUGACACAGAGAUAUACAGGGUGUUAAAAAAUACCCUGAAGACCUCUACACCGCUGGAUAGAUCACGAAAAAUCGAAGUGAACAGUUCUGUAACAUUUUUCGUGAUCUAUCCAGCGGUGUAGAGGUCUUCAGGGUAUUUUUUAACACCCGGUAUAUAUAUAUAUAUAUACAUAUAGAUAUAUUGAAGAUAUAUCGUAGCUUUAAUUUAACGAGAUACAAUUUAUAAUUCUGUACUAUUAUACACGAGAGAAGCUAUUUACAAAAGUAUAGUAUACAGAUUGCCGGUAACUCGUUGAUGAAGUUUAUUCGUAAUUACACAGGAAGAGAUGUGUAGCAUGUACGGUUUCCAUCCUUUGAUACAGUGAUAGAUUCGACUAUUAGAUGGAUCAGUUUCGUCGUAUAUUUUCUGGGGGUUGGGCAAAGUAGAAUUAAUUUAGUAUCACACGAAAGGUUUGCGAACGAUCCAACGGAAGUGAUAACCUGCUACGACCACGAUUAACCGUGAAACGUAUUUAAGUGAAUACACUGAGUGUUAUUAACACCAGCUCUUGAAGACUGUAUCAUAUGUUUAGUCACAUAAUGACGUUUUCUUCAAAAAUGAACGCAUAUUCCUCGUUAUCAUCCUUCAUUUACUUUUAAGUUAAGUUAAGCGAUCAUCGGACAUAUUUUUACUUUAUAUACGGCAAGCGACACGAUGUUCGUACGUAACACGUAUAUUCACCGAAUUGUAAAUAAACACACAUACACUACACAUGCAAUGAAAAACGUUUCAUCGAUCGUUUAAUAGUUCGUACUUAUGUUUAAUCAUUAUUAUAAUUACUAUUCUCUGUUCGACGAAACUCAAGGAAGAAGACAAACGCGCACAGUUCGGGCUAUUUUCUUUUUUUUUAAGAAUUUCGUGCACUUUCAAAUAUUGUCAUUCUUCCAAGAGGGAAUCGUAAAGUACACGUAUAUGCGACUGUCGAGACAAGAACGAUUUUUAUUUAGAUAAGUUCAACGAUACAUUCCUAUUCCAGUAAUGUUUAUUCAAAAAUAGAACGAUUCUAUUUUUGCACGUAUGUAAAAGGGUUGAAGGUAUUACACUCUAAAUUUGAUUCAGUAUACGUGUAACGACAUUAGGGAAUAAAAGUUACAACCUGAAUAUCA
Molecule: messenger RNA, 4169 nt
Organism: Osmia lignaria (orchard mason bee)
Lineage: Eukaryota; Metazoa; Arthropoda; Insecta; Hymenoptera; Megachilidae
Biological process (GO): regulation of transcription by RNA polymerase II
Cellular component (GO): nucleus
Molecular function (GO): DNA-binding transcription factor activity, RNA polymerase II-specific; RNA polymerase II cis-regulatory region sequence-specific DNA binding
Source: RefSeq, a predicted model, not a curated record